This is a messenger RNA of Cryptomeria japonica (Japanese cedar), 717 nucleotides long. RefSeq lists its product as uncharacterized. The coding region runs from base 1 to 717 and encodes 238 amino acids. The transcript has a single exon. Lineage: Eukaryota; Viridiplantae; Streptophyta; Pinopsida; Cupressales; Cupressaceae. The record is from RefSeq and is a predicted model, not a curated record.
AUGGAUGUGCGCUUCCUGAUAAACACUAAAACUCGACGCAUCGUAUUCAUUGAGGCCGGAAAAGAGUUUGUCGAUGAUCUGCUUAGCAUUCUUACUAUGCCCAUCGGUUAUAUCGCCGAAUUUCUGUCCAAGGAAUUCGGUUCUCUCACCAAUCUAUAUGAGAGCAGAAAAAAAAUGUCCCAUAUAUUUACGAGACAGAGUAAUAUCCUGUGGCAGUUCUUCGACUGCCGGAAUAACAUCUUCUCUAAAGCUGACAUAGAGAUUGGAGACGGAGAGUGUUAUGUCUGCCCGCGUGCUAGGCCCAAUUCUAAAAGGACUCACAAUAUGAGCAUCGAUUAUGGAGAGGAAUGUCGCUGCGGGAAGACUAUCGACCGAUGCGUUGAUUUACAGCAGGCCAGCGGUUACGUAAAAUACAAGGACCUUUUUCUGAUAACUGAUGAUUUGAAGAUAACACUGAGCUCUAUGCCCAAUUCUAGAACGAUACUCGAUCACCUCAACAUCAAAGAUUUUGCAGACGUUCAGGACCGUACGGUAUCUGUUGAUAUCGUCAAGGUCAGUGUUGUUGGAUUUACUUCAAAUUUCUUUGAUAGAUUUUGUUACAGAGAUAUUUAUGGCACUAAUAUAAACAAUUGUCAGGCAUGUAAACUUGCGGAGGCUUGCUUGGUUUCACAUUCAACAACUGUCUUCACCGAUGUUUUCGGACCUGAGUUUUUCUAA